AUGGAUCCCUGCCCCUUUGUCCGAUUAAUCGUCGAAUCCCUAUCCCUCAAAAUCCCCUCCGCCGCCGGACCCGCCGGCUCAGGCGUCCACCCGGCCGCCACCCCUUGCUACGCCCAAAUCAAGCUCAAAAAAUUCCCUUCCCAAACUGCCCUCGUCCCACUCCCACUCGCCGCCCCGUCGGAAUCCCCCUCCGCCGCCGGAUUUCACCUCGGCCCGGACGCCCUCCGGACCCUCUCCUCCGUCGCGCUCAAGAUCUCGGUCUUCACGGGGCGUACGGGCCGCACGUGCGGGAUCACGCGCGGGAAGCCCAUGGGCUCGGUCCGAGUGCGGGUCGACUUAGGCCAGGCCCAGACGAGGCCCGCCGUGUGCCAGAACGGGUGGCUGAAGCUCGGCGGGGAUGGGGCGGCGGCGGCCCUGCACGUGAAGGUCCGAUCCGAACCGGAUCCCCGGUUCGUGUUCCAGUUCGGGGGUGAGCCGGAGGUGAGCCCGGUCGUGUUCCAGAUUCAGGGGAACAUCAGACAGCCGGUUUUCAGCUGCAAGUUCAGCGCCGACCGGAAUAACAGGUCACGAUCUCUCCCUUCGGAUUUCAACGCCAGCAGCAGCAGCAGCGCCACCCGGCUGGGCUGGCUGAGGCGGACCCUCUCGAGCGACAGGGACGGGCCCGUGGGCCCGCGCAAGGGGUGGAUGGUUACGGUGCACGACCUCUCGGGCUCGGCCGUGGCGGCCGCCUCCAUGAUCACGCCGUUCGUCCCGUCCCGUGGGUCCCACCGUGUCUCCCGGUCGAGCCCCGGCGCGUGGCUCGUCCUGCGCCCCUCCCCCUUCGGCUGGGAGCCAUGGGGCCGGCUGGAGGCCUGGCGGGAGAGGGGGGAUGCCCUGGGCUACAGGUUCGAGCUCGCGGGCAGUCCCGUCUCGGAAGGGACCAUCAGUGCCAGGAAAGGCGGUAGGUUCUGCAUCGGUGGUGGUGGCUCGUUUGGGUUUGUGAUGGGGUCGAGCGUGGGAGGGGAAGGGGGUGCGGGCGGGCCCCCCGGGGUGGAGGUGGGGGCGCGCCACGUGGGGGAGGCUGCCCUGUUCGUGGCUCUCUCGGCGGCUGCCGACCUCAGCAUGGAAGCGUGCCGCCCGUUUUCGGGGAAGUUGAGGAGGGAGUUUGGCGGGGACGAGCACGAGUCGUUUUUUGCAUGA
Messenger RNA from Striga hermonthica, 1179 nucleotides. The record is from the annotation of a GenBank genome assembly. NCBI's taxonomy places the organism in Eukaryota, Viridiplantae, Streptophyta, Magnoliopsida, Lamiales, Orobanchaceae.